Molecule: messenger RNA, 2237 nt
Organism: Micropterus salmoides (largemouth bass)
Lineage: Eukaryota; Metazoa; Chordata; Actinopteri; Centrarchiformes; Centrarchidae
Gene: pdcl
Product: phosducin-like
Biological process (GO): regulation of G protein-coupled receptor signaling pathway
Source: RefSeq, a predicted model, not a curated record
GUAAGCCUUCGCUCCUUACUGUUUAGAUGUAUUUGAGACAUUAACUGUGAUAUAUUCAACGGCAGCAAUAUGUUUUGUAACGUUAUUGUCGCCAAAUGGCAGAUCCAAUCAAACAAAAGAGCUGUAACAUUACGCCACAGUUAGGCAUGCUUUUAGCUUCCAUUUUGCUGCCUGACCACUGUCAAAAGUGAGAGGGAUUUAUGGAGGGUGUCUGCCUCCUUGUAUCUCCAUCUGUCCAUAUGAGUUGGCUUACAUACUGCUCAGUGCAUCAUUAUAGGCUUCUCAGCCCAUGUUUUGUCAAUUGACACACUUUGUAUAAGCUAUGAAUAGUGUGGAUGUCCUAUUUUUGAAAAGCCCUUUCCAUCCGACCUAUGACAGCUUGGAUGACUUUCAGUCAGGAUUAUUAUGCUCCACUGACUAAUGUGCUCAGAUAGACUCCUAUGAGACUAAACUGUUUUUAUCUAUGAGGAUUUAAAGAUGAACCAAAUGCCAGAAUUGUCUCACUGUCCUCUACAAUGCUCAUGCAAAUUAUUAGUCAAAUUGGAGGAUUGUGUGCUUAGUCUGAAUUUGAUGUUGCUUAAUACAUAGACUCUCCUCUGCAUGUGGUACUAAAGUACAAAAGGAUGAGCUCUCAGUCAUGUUAAUAAACAGAAACACAAAGAUAUCAUCUUUUAUGAAAGAAUUAAGCUUAGCAUUAGGCUUAGCGUUGAGUCUGGACAAAGUUGUGAGUAACAUCUGUGCCCUAUCAUUAACACAUUAAUAACCAUGGUGUCUCUCAGGUGAGCCGUAAUCAUGACGACUCUGGAUGACAAGAUCCUGGGAGAGAAGUUGCAGUACUACUACAGCAGCAGCGAGGACGAAGGCAGCGACAACGAAGACGAAGAUGGGGAGAAGAAGACCAUCCGGGACGCAAGCGUCACUGAGCCUGAAAUAGACUACAGCCCCGAUGGGAGUGCUGUCAACACAGGACCAAAGGGUGUCAUCAAUGACUGGAGGAAGUACAAGCAGCUGGAGGUGGAGCAGAAACAAGAGCAGAAGAAAGAGAUGGAAAGACUGAUCAAGACUUCGAUGAGCUGCCGCUCUGAGCUCGACAUGGAAAAAGACAAAGACAAACAAAAAGAGUUGCAGGACAAAAUCAAAGGCAAAAUGACCAUGCAGGAGUACAGUAUGCUCCAGGAAGAAGAGGAUGAUGAAGACUUCCUCCAGCAUUACCGAAUGCAGCGUAUUGAAGAGAUGCGGCGCCAGCUCUGCCGCGGCAAACGCUUUGCGCAGGUCUAUGAGCUUAAUACCGGAGAGGACUUCCUGGAGGCUUUGGACAAGGAGGACAAAAGCACGUUGGUCAUGAUCCACAUCUACGAGCCGGAUGUCCCGGGCUGUGAGGCCAUGAGUGGCAGCCUGCUGUGUCUCGCUCAGGAAUACCCGCUGAUCAAGUUCUGCAGCGUACGCAGCUCGGCCAUCAGCACCAGCGCACUGUUCAGAGACAGUGCUCUGCCAGCUCUGCUCGUUUACAAAGGAGGGGACCUGAUCGGCAACUUCGUGCGGGUCACAGACCAGCUCGGGGAAGACUUCUUUGCUGUAGACCUGGAGGCCCUGCUGCAGGAGUACGGCCUGCUACCUGACAAGCCCCCCAUCGUGCCGAAGACCGUUCGCAAUGGAGCCAUCAUACAGAACACUGUCAGUGAUGAGGACUCAGACCUUGAUAUAGACUAGAGCCAUAAUAUCUAACAUGCAUUAUAUGUUUGGGAAACAUUCAUACACAGUCUGCAUGGACUAUAGAUCAUUUUUCUGUACGUGGGACCCCGUAGUGAUGACGAACUGAGCCAGGAUAACCAUGUUGCUACUCACACAGUAACAUACAACCAGCAUUGAAGCCAAUAGUAAAUGCACACAAAACAUCGCGACCCAGUGAGUUUUGUCAUGACAUGGUAAACAAGAGUUAUGUUUAAUCAGAGUACAUUCUAGCCAUUAUGAAUAUCGAGGACCUGUUGUUAUACACAGUGAGACUAAUGUAGGGGUAGGUUAAAUGUUUUGUUUGAGCUAUGACUGUCAACUAUUUAUUCUUUGUGUUAAAACACAUUUUCCUGUUUUGUUUCAUGUGCAUCUUCAUUGUAUUAAGUGUGUUUCAUCUGUAGAAUACGAAGCCUCCAGCCCAAACUGACUUUUAGUUAAUUUUAUAACUUUUAUAUGUGCUGUACCAUUUGAAAUCGUGGGAACAAUAAACAAACGUUUGGACUCAU